CGUAUCCAUCAGUACAAAUAUUGGAGCAUAUUAUAAUUCCUGCGCCGCUACCCCAGGCAAAUACUCAAACGCAGCCGUCAGAAAUGGUAGCUUUACAUCCACAAUCCGCGAUGGGUGACAUGCAUCAAUUUCCAAAUAAUCCAGCUCAACAACAACCAAAUUUACCACUACAGCUACCUGUAAAUAACGGCGGCAACAAUCACUUUCAUGCCCCGUUGCCUAGGGGGGAAAAAGAUAUGCAAUUACUAAGAGAAUUUUAUGAACACGUCUCGCCGCCGUCUUCAGCAGCCAUCGACCGAGAAGAGGCGCCACCACCACCACCGCCGCCGCCAUCUCAUGAAUCGCCCAGAUGGCACGAGCCGUCCACACCCCAAGAGCUGGCGAUGUUAUCAAUGGGGUGUCUGGAGAAGAUGCUGACAAUUUUCCAGGCCAGACAAAGAAAUUCCCAACUCCAGACGGAGCGUUUAGAACGGGAAUUGGCUGCACCACGGCUUCAAGAUGAAAACCUGCAUCGAGACAUGAAGUUUAUUAUAAAUUACAUGCAAUUUUUAAAGAAUAGCUAAUUUUUCUUUUUAAAUUUAAUUUCACAUUUGUAAUAGUAGGUACUUCGGUAGGUACUUACGAGUAAUAAGUAAAACAUUAAUGUAAUGUAGCUAAUUUUACGUAGAAAAUACAUGGAUUAUUUAAUGCGAUUGUUGAUAUUAAUUAAUUUAGUUUACCUGCCACAAACAUUCACGGUAUAACUUUAAAUGCAAUAUUUACGUACCUACC
Photinus pyralis (common eastern firefly) is the source of this 771-nucleotide messenger RNA. RefSeq lists its product as uncharacterized. The transcript is spliced from 3 exons. NCBI's taxonomy places the organism in Eukaryota, Metazoa, Arthropoda, Insecta, Coleoptera, Lampyridae. The record is from RefSeq and is a predicted model, not a curated record. The coding region runs from base 84 to 563 and encodes 159 amino acids.